This is a messenger RNA of Sitophilus oryzae (rice weevil), 598 nucleotides long. RefSeq lists its product as uncharacterized. The record is from RefSeq and is a predicted model, not a curated record. NCBI's taxonomy places the organism in Eukaryota, Metazoa, Arthropoda, Insecta, Coleoptera, Curculionidae. The coding region runs from base 116 to 598 and encodes 160 amino acids. The transcript is spliced from 2 exons.
CGUAUUUUAUGUUAGAAAAUCGCUACAAAAACAGGUGGAUUAAUGAUUCGGUGUGUUUUUAGUGCAAAUAGAUCAUAAAGAUAAAAUAGAUCAUUUGCCGUUCAAAUUAGUUGGAAUGUUAUACGAUGAGCUCAUGGAGAGCAUAGAAGACAUUCCAUCUGAUGUAGAUUCGGUUGUUGACGUCUCUGAGGAAGAAACAGAUAUGAUGGAUAAUACUCAAGAUAUAAUUAUUAUGAAACUUGAUCUGGAAACUGAUAGUGAGGAUGACCCAGAGGAUGAUUUACCCCUCUCAGUUUUGCAGUCCCAGUUAAGAGCCUCCUCCUCCUGCAACGUAGGUGACAGUCGUGAUUGGUCAAAAACUAUGCUUCCCGAGAAACCAGGUGAUUUUGUUGACGACUUUGGAAUAACCGAUAUUGUAAUGAAUAUGGACACCCCAACACCUGGAAAGCUUUUCCAGUUAUUCUUCACAGAUGAACUUUUGGAUUUCAUUGUUUUCCAGACCAAUUUGUACAGCAAACAGACUGCUAGAGCGCCAAAAAUUAUAACUCGUCAGGAAUAUGAAUUAACAUGUAUUCACGUUGCUGCUCAGUGGUACUAA